AAUGUCCAUUGUCAUUACAUGAAAAUGAAUUAUAAUUGCUUUUUCUCUCUCUACUUUGUCUCUCUCCCUACUCUUAAUAUCAUCUACUGGUAGGCUAUUGUAUAGGCUCAUCAUACCAGACAUGGCAUUUCAGGACCACCACCUCUCUCAAGAAAUGCCCCUCCACCACCAUUUCCCCGACCACCACCAGCAGUCUGCCGCCGUCUAUCAGCACCACCAACAGUCCUCACCGGACGGCCGUACUAAACCACCCUUUACUUGGCUCAAUAGCUCCAUCCUCCAAUCCCACCCCCACCAGUGGCUCUCCACUCAAAGUCAACCCAGCCCACCAACCACCGCCGACACAGCCGAAACGAAUGCCAGUGGCGGUGAUCAUCAUCAAGACAGCGGCGGCGGCGGAGGAGAUGAUAAUAAUAAUGAUAAUAACAACUGGGAGAAAGAUAAAUGCAUGGCGGAUAUUAUGAAUCAUCCUCUGUAUGAGCAACUACUGUCGGCACACGUGGCUUGCCUAAGAAUAGCGACGCCGGUGGACCAGCUGCCGAGGAUCGACGCUCAGCUGGCUCAGUCGCAACAAGUGAUGGCUAAAUACUCUCUGUUCGGACAAGGUCAACAGCCCCUUGAUCAUAAAGACCUCGACCAGUUCAUGACGCAUUAUGUUCUAUUGCUCUCUUCCUUUAAAGAGCAACUGCAACAACAUGUCCGUGUUCAUGCAAUGGAAGCAGUCAUGGCUUGUUGGGAGCUCGAGCAAUCGCUGCAAAGCUUGACAGGGGUACCACCUGGUGAAGGUACAGGAGCAACCAUGUCUGAUGAUGACGGUGAAGAAACUAACUUGUUUGACGAAACUUUAGAAGUAUCAGAUAACAUGGGAUUCGGUCCUUUAGUGCCCACUGAAAGUGAGAGGUCCUUGAUGGAGCGUGUGCGACAAGAACUGAAACACGAGCUUAAACAAGGUUACAAGGACAAGAUCGUGGACGUUAGAGAGGAAAUUUUACGUAAAAGAAGAGCAGGGAAACUUCCCGGGGACACUACAUCUCUCUUAAAAACAUGGUGGCAAACUCAUUCCAAGUGGCCAUAUCCUACAGAGGAAGAUAAAGCAAAACUGGUGGAGGAAACUGGAUUGCAACUAAAACAGAUCAACAAUUGGUUCAUCAACCAAAGAAAAAGGAAUUGGCACAGUAAUCCUUCGUCAUCAACUUCUCACAAAAGCAAACGCAAGAGUAGUGCAGGCGACAAAUCAACCAACGAACGCUUUAUGUGAACUGAAAAUUUAAAUGGAAGAAACAUGUUCAUCCUUCAUGUUCAUAUGCCAUGCUCAAUUCCUAUAUCCAGCAUGGCUGUUGAGAGAAGCAAAAUGGGGACUUUUAGUUACUUUAGUGUUUGCAAUGGUAGUAAAUUGUUGUCAGGGAGAGCACGAAGAACUGAGACUGACGAGGGGGGUUGCUUUGCACUGCUGAAAACAUGCGAAAACUAUAAUGGCGAACGGGUUCAGUGAGAAUCUACUAGUGGCAGCUAACGAACUGCAUGAGUUUUGUUUUGUUCAUAUCACGUAUUAUUGCCACUGCUGAACUCUCUUUCAGUUUUGUAUAUGAAAUGACUAUUUAUGUAGUUGAAUUCUCAUUUCUUGCUUGCA
Messenger RNA from Olea europaea var. sylvestris, 1630 nucleotides. Its product is annotated as homeobox protein knotted-1-like LET12. Gene Ontology annotation, molecular function: DNA binding. Gene Ontology annotation, biological process: regulation of DNA-templated transcription. The transcript is spliced from 6 exons. Gene Ontology annotation, cellular component: nucleus. The coding region runs from base 122 to 1258 and encodes 378 amino acids. The record is from RefSeq and is a predicted model, not a curated record. Lineage: Eukaryota; Viridiplantae; Streptophyta; Magnoliopsida; Lamiales; Oleaceae.